GCAGAAAUCACAUUAGAUGCAAACUGCCUGUCGAAAUGAACAAAAGUCCGAACACCAAAAAGAAAUAUUAAAUAAAAACAAUUUAUGAACAACUAGCGCCAUAAAAUUGCCCAUAAAACAACAGGGAGAAAUCAAACCAAAACCGUCCGCAAAUAUCCAAAAAAUAUAUAUAAAUAAAACGAAGAAAAGAGCAGGAGUGAGCGUAAAACUAUUAUUUGACAAACUGUCAGCGUGGAAGAGCUCAGUCGAAGGUGAAAUUUGUGAACGUUUGCGAAAUUCUCGAGUGAAAUCUCUGCUCUGCUCUGCUGUUUAUGCCCGGCGUUGCGUAUACGCCGCGUUGCCUGUUCCGCUGUUUCAGCAGUAUACGGAGAUACUCCGCAACUCGCGGGCGGAGGUGUUAAAUGCGUUCACAUAUCUCUGGUGCGGCCCGGGCCGCCUUCUGCACUCCAUCACCACCAACAGCCACAUCCGCCGUCAUCCGCCAGUGAAAGUGCCGAGCUGUGCAUUAUUUCCGCGUAAGUGAACAUUUUUGCCCCCGAGGGAGGAAGAGAGCCCCCCAUCCGAGUGUGUUGACUCUGCCGCUGAACGGCAUGCGCCUGUGGAGGAAUCGAAGUCGCAGCAAAAUGCAUACCCUCGAAACGGGCCCCUGGUCCGUCCAUGGGCCACAGUUGACGCAGCUGCUCCUUGGCGGCAUACUCUGCAUGACAAUUGCCUCGAACACACAGACGUCCGCAGAGGCCACAGGAGCGCAGGAGACAAGAGCAGCAUCAGCAUCAGCAUCAGCCACCGCCAUCAGUUUCGAUGGAAGCAGCGACCCAUCAUCAGCCUCAUCCGCAUACUCGGCGACCGCAUUCUCCAGCCUUGCUCAAGUGUCCUCGCUGCUGCCGGAGGCGGCCGCCCUGUCGGCGACAGCCGCCCUGGUGGAACCAUAUCUAGAUGGCUAUGCCACCUCCAAUGUGACCACUCAGAUCGGUACACACGCGUAUCUCCCUUGUCGGGUCAAACAACUGGGCAACAAAUCUGUUUCCUGGAUUCGACUGCGCGAUGGACACAUCUUGACCGUUGACAGGGCGGUCUUCAUAGCUGAUCAGCGUUUUCUGGCCAUCAAACAGCCGGACAAGUACUGGACGCUGCAGAUAAAAUAUGUACAGGCCCGUGAUGCUGGGUCCUACGAGUGCCAGGUCUCCACAGAGCCCAAAGUCAGUGCGCGUGUCCAGCUGCAAGUUGUGGUGCCCCGCACGGAGAUAUUGGGCGAACCAGAUCGCUAUGUAAAGGCUGGCAGCAAUGUCGUCCUACGCUGCAUUGUCCGUGGCGCCUUGGAGCCGCCCACCUUCAUCAUGUGGUACCAUGGGGCCGAGCAACUGGCAGCGGACUCGCGACGCCAUCGCACGCAAUUGGAUCCCAAUCUGCCGGAGGCCACAGGCGAGGGACAGAGCACGAUUGGCUCAUUAAUCAUCGAGUCGGCCAAGAAGCGCGAUACUGGCAAUUACACAUGUAGCCCAUCGAAUAGCCCCAGUGCGACCGUAACGUUGAACAUAAUAAAUGGUGAAUCAUCUGCCUCGGCGGUCACCUCAUCGGCAGCCACCACACGGGCCUAUGCCCUGAGCAUCCUCGCCCUGCUGCUGAGUGUCAUCCUCAUCGGUGUGGGCCAUCGGACAUGACAUGUCACCGGACAGAGGCCAAACUAAGGAGUGUAUCCCAAAAAGAACUCUGCCAAUGGAAAAGAAAAACAAACCCAAUUUGAUAAGCAUUAAAAAGCAGAAUUAAAUGAAAAGAAAUGAAAUGAAAUUAAAUCAGAUAAAUACACAUAAUAAUCGAGUGCAUGUUGUAAGCUAGUUGGUUUUAUCUACUAACUAAUAACUCAAUAAACGUACGAAUAUGAAGGAUAAAUCCGUAAAUCCCUCUUUCGCUCUCCUAUCUAUCUAUCUCUCUACCCCCUCCUACCACAUCCCAAACUUUGCAGCUAAUUGUAAGUUCUACCAGCUCUAAGCGAAAACUAGUCCGUAAGCCUCUUCCCCCUCCGCCAAUCAUCCCACUAGUCUUAGGCCUGAUUUCUCUCAUACAUGGAAUUAUUUUUUUCAUUUUUUUUUUGCUGGUUUUGUAGGUUUCGGUUUUUCUUUUGUUUGGUUUACGCAUAAAUGCAUGACCGUAAAUAUUUAUGCGCUUCGAUGUGCAAUUGCAUCGAUAUCCUAAAACCAUUCGGUGUGCAGGAAUUUCGGUCAUUAUUUUUUGGGGCAAAAAUUCAAACUCGAAUUGCAGUAGCAGUUGCAAUGUGGCAACAUGCUGCACCUUUCAAUUAGGCAUACUCACAUAGCCAUUUCUCUCUCCUUCCUGCUGCAUUCUCUGUCUAGAUAUGGACAUUUUUUUGAGUAUUUAUUAUUUUGUAGCAAAUACUUCGACACUUGACCUCAUUUGCUUUGGCAAUAAAUUCAUAAAAAUUCUCAACUCAAUGGGCAGAUGGAAAGUAAACACCUGAAUAGGCCGUCCCGCUCCAAUGUUGAUAAAAUUUCAAUAUUCAUUUAAUUUGUAUACUUAAAACAAAAUAGAAAUGGAAUUUCUGUUUGAUAUUUGUGUGACAUUUGCAAACAAUUUACAUGGCGAUGAAAAUUUAUGAAACUCUAUUUUAUGUGCUCUUAUCUCACGAACAUGCUCGAAACAUGCGCGAGAAAAACAAAACAAAAAUUCAUAAAAUAUCAAAAUAAAUUGCAUAAGGACAGAAAACAGAAAACCAAACAAAAAACGAAAAUUAUAGCAAAAGCGACAUAAAAUACACAAUUUAAUUGAUAGCGAAACGAAAGUAAAUUUAUUGGAUUGAAGAGGAGACGGAAGAGAAGAGAACAAACUGACUCGCCCGCACUGUAUAUAACUCUAUUGCGAAAAUUGUUCGACAGAAAUGUAAAUUAAUUGAAACACAAACCAAACCAGAGACGUAUUCCAAAUACUAAUGAAUUGCAUUUAAACGAUACAGAAAAACCCAAAAAAAAGCCACAUACAUAUAUCGUAUAUCGUAUAUAUAUAUAUAUAAAUAUAAAGAUAAAUAAAUAAAAGCAGAAACAUGAAAGGCAAACAGACGGUAGUCAAAGAAAUAAAUAAAAUCAAACAAAUAAACGGACAAAAUGCAAACAUCGUGUGCCCGCAGGAAAAACUGUAGUC
Drosophila obscura is the source of this 3153-nucleotide messenger RNA. It is a transcript of the gene dpr11, whose product is annotated as hemicentin-2. Gene Ontology annotation, biological process: synapse organization. Gene Ontology annotation, cellular component: neuron projection membrane. The record is from RefSeq and is a predicted model, not a curated record. The transcript has 7 exons. The coding region runs from base 591 to 1661 and encodes 356 amino acids. NCBI's taxonomy places the organism in Eukaryota, Metazoa, Arthropoda, Insecta, Diptera, Drosophilidae.